Molecule: messenger RNA, 1455 nt
Organism: Cercospora beticola
Lineage: Eukaryota; Fungi; Ascomycota; Dothideomycetes; Mycosphaerellales; Mycosphaerellaceae
Product: glycoside hydrolase family 76 protein
Biological process (GO): fungal-type cell wall biogenesis; carbohydrate catabolic process
Molecular function (GO): mannan endo-1,6-alpha-mannosidase activity
Source: RefSeq, a predicted model, not a curated record
AUGAUACUCACAUCGAUCCUGGCAGCUCUAGCUGCUUCGCUUGGGGCUACGAAUGCGCUUGAGAUCAAUGUCGACGACCCGGUCUCUGUUCGCGACACUUCGCGCUCCAUCGCAUACGGCCUUCAGUCAUACUACCAGAACAACCAAAGCGGCACGGCACCAACUGCAAUAGGAACACUUCCUGCACCACUCUACUGGUGGCAAGCCGGUGCUUUGUGGGGAGGCAUGGUCGACUACUGGGCGUACACGAAUGACACAAGCUACGUCAAUGUCACCACCCAAGCACUACUCGCGCAAGUUGGCCCAGACUGGGACUACAUGCCUCCAGCCUACUACACUUCUCUCGGCAACGAUGAUCAGGCGUUUUGGGCCCUUGCGGUUCUCUCAGCUGAAGAACAUGGCUUUCCCUUCCCUCCUGGACAACGAGUGUCGAGCUGGAUCGAUCUCGCGGUCGCUGUCUGGAACACCCAAGUCGCUCGCUGGAACACUGAAAAGUGCGGAGGAGGUCUAAAAUGGCAGAUCUUCGAAUCCAACAAGGGCUUCAACUACCGCAACUCGAUCAGCAAUGGUGCCUUCCUUCAGAUCUCCGCUCGCCUUGCUCGGUUCACCGGUAAUCAGACAUAUGCAGAUUGGGCAGAGAAGACCUGGGGCUGGAUGGACAGCAUCGGCCUCAUUUCAUCCACAUACCAAGUCUUCGACGGCUCUGACGACCUCAUCAACUGCACCGAACUCGACCACACGCAAUGGUCCUACAACCCAGCCAUGCUUCUCUACGGCACUGCCAUGAUGGCUAACUUCACCAAUGAGCAAGUGUGGAAAGACCGAACCGAAGGACUCCUGACCUCGAUCGAAAACACUUUCUUCCUCCCAACCGACGACAUCGACAACUCAACCGACGUCAUGUACGAAGCAGCCUGUGAGCCCUACGGAACCUGCAAUAACGAUCAGUUCUCCUUCAAAGCUUAUCUCUCGCGCUGGCUCGCCAAAUCCGCCGUCGUCUAUCCCAGCAUCACAGAUAGUAUCGCCAAGCGCUUGCGAGCUUCCGCCAUCGCCGCAGCUCAAGCCUGCUCUGGUGCACCUGGGACUUCGACUUGCGGUCAGAAGUGGUACACAGGAGGUUUCGAUGGCUCUGCAGGUGUCGGCCAGUCUAUGUCUGCACUCGAAACUGUCCAAUCUCUUCUUCUCUUGAACGAAACCUGGGGUUUGACGAUCGCGAAUCGUGUACCGUUGACGGGACCGAACGUGACGAUUGAAGUUGUGCCUGUGACGAGUACUUUCCCAUUGGAUCCUCCUUCAGAGACGACGAAUGCUGGUGUUACCAGCAAUGGCGACGAAGGUCAAGGCGGUCUGCCAGCGAGAUCUGAGGGGACGAGAGCGAAGGUACAUGUUCCGUUUUGGCCCAAGCGCUUUGCUUCACGACACCUUGGAAGGCGGAGUCACCGGAAGGGCUUUUGA